UUGUAUUCAAUUAUGACUAUGAGUGCCUCCCAGAACUGUUAUAGCUUGAAAAGAUGAUAAAGAUUUAUUAAUGUUACCAUUUCUGUUUAGUCAUGAUUGUAGUGAAGUGGUAACUUUAUAUUUCUAGUUGUCUCGCGAAAUUCCUCCGUCGCGUCCUCCCAAUACGCGAUCCAAAAUUAAAGUAAACAUUGCUUUACAACAACGCAUGUUGUUCCAAUUGAAACGGCAAUGGGAUAGCGCAAGACACCCGCGGAUAUGGCAGAUAAUACCCCCUCACGUCGUUCGAAGACUCCAAUUCCCACCGCGAAUGUCCCACCAACCCCGAGUCGCAUUCCCGUCCCUUCACAAUCAUCGCGUUAUCCCUCAUUUGCCUCUCCAACGAAGGCAAGCUUAGCACGUCACAAUCCGCAGAUACUCGGCAGAGCCACUUCUACAGGACCGGAAGUUGGCAGAUCUCCGAGUAAAGGGAGAGUACAGAAUACUUUUGAUAGAGCGCUGGGAAAUACACCGCAACGAGAAAGAGGAAGGAGUGUUACUACUGGUGCAGAACGACCGAUUUCAGGAUCAGCCAGAGAUGGUGCAAUUACUCGGACACCUACGAGAGCUCGAUCGAUUGGAGGUGGAAUGGCAUCGAAACCGAGGAGAAUGUCAAGCUCCCCUGCCAAACGACCAAUCGCUACCGAAACUCCAAGGAGCAAUUUCAAGCCCGCGGCAGAAUUUGAGAAUAUUCAGGGAAUUGCGAAUCCAUUCAAAAAGACGGGGUUAAGAAGGUCGCCCGUACCGGGGCAAAGUAGCCAGCCUACUGUAGAACCGCAAGAACAAUCGCAAGAGGAUUUCAAUCCUUUCAAGAAAACCGGGCUAAGGAGAUCACCACCUGCUGCAGUGCCAGCUUUAGGAACAACUGUGCCUCAAAUGUCUAUUGAAAUGGAUGAAUCUGUCUCUACCACUCCAAAAGAUUCAGCGCCUUUAUAUGCCUCUACCACUCCAAAGGACCCAGUACCUGUAUUUCCUUCAACGACACCCAAAGAACCGACACCUGUAUAUGCUUCAACUACGCCGAAAGAUCCAGUACCCGUUCAAGCUUUAGAGCCUUAUCUGAGAGCUCCAGAGGAAGUGGUCAUUAGGAGCCGAGGGUCAAGUCAACUUCGUUCUUCUCAAGCUUUUGGGUCUAGAAGUGUUCCGGGUACCCAGGUUGCACAAUCAUCAGAAUCUGCUUUGCCUGCGAGCCCUGCCGAACCCUCUCAAGCUUCAGAAGAAGAAGAGAUUGUGCCUGACUCGCACACCGCCGAUCAGGUUGUUUCUACGACUCCAAAUGAUCCUGUACCACCUCAACUACGGACCUUGCAAACAAAUGACCCUUUCGUAAUUGAUGUACCUCAACAACAGGAGCCAGAGGACGAACCUCGAGUUUCUGAGCUUCCAAAGUCCGAUGAUGUAAAUCCGUUGAUGAGUGAUGACUCUCCCACCGAGCGUAAAGCGCGACAAUUAUCUAUGCCUAGGCCAACACAACGACCACUAUUUACAUUCUCGGAAAAGACAUUUCUAUCUCCAUCUAAAGCAAGGCAGAAACCCGCAACACCAGAAGAGCCUGACCUGCCACCGACACCCACGCAGCGUGGUAUCGCAGACCCAGUUGUCACAACAGCACCAGUUGGAAUACACAAUAGCCCAAGCAAGACUGCCAGAAGGAACAAGGCACUAGGCGCGAAGAUGAAGUCAUCUCCAUUGAAACCACUUGCAGAACCUCCGCCAGAAGUAGACACAUCACAAGAACCACCCGCUAAGAGACGAAAGUCGGCUAGAUUUUUGAUUCCGCAUGAUCCACAUGCAGCGAAGAGGAAAGUUAGAGAUGAUCUUCUCAAAGAAUUGCAGCAAUUGCAAGCCGAUGUCAGUUUAGCGAAUCAGGAGAAUGAAAGGAUACGUCUGCACUACGAGUCAAAAAGUACAAAAUCGCCAAGAUCAUCAAACCCUGAGGAGAUACUAGAUUUACUCUUACGCUCAACUGCAAUUGAGAAACAAGACAGGCCAGAAAAAAUCAGCGCUUUGAAAGCCACUAAUCUUUUUCUGCCAUUUGCUGGACGGCGUAAAGCCCGACAAGCAGUUAUGCCACCAAUUCAGAAGCCUCUUCCAUCCCAUCUUCCUGUAGCACUUGACGAUCCACUUCCGCAUUUGCAACUAUUCAGCCAUCUGACAUACACAUCGAAUAUUACUCUCCUUCCAGCUGCGCCCAUGUCAUCCAACGAAUCUGCUACGGAACUCCUGGUACCGACCUUACAACGCCAUCAAAUCUCCGCAUCCCAUCCUUCUGGACUUUUCAUCGCACGCCUUUCUAUGAUAGUCGACACCUCUUCUCUAACCAUAUCCUCCCUUAAUGUGGAUUCAUUGGAUCCCAACGCAGAGCCUGAACUCGGACCAUUUAUCCGGCGACGAGCAAGUGGUGAUGGGCCGCACGUAAAAGAUAUUGGUACAGUGUGCUGGGCGAUGGGGAGGUGGACCGAAGUAUCCGUAGCGAGAGCAAAGUUUUGGUGUGAUGCUGAAAGAGAAUUUGGGACAGCAGAAGCUAGGAGGAAAAGUAUAGAAAAGCAAGGGAAGAAAAGAAAGAAGAGAAAGGCUAUUGAAGAUGACGAAGUAGCUGAUUGGGAGGGAGAAGAGAGCUCCAGAAAAUGGACGAGAAGGGAGUUGUUCCGACAGAUGGGCCGGACUAAUAUUGUUCUUGAUGGGGAUGAUGUCCAGAUUCGAGUGGGGUGGAAGAUUGGUUUUGACUGGAUCGGUGAUGUAGAGAGUCAUCUAGAUCUUGAUAUAGGCUUGCCAAAUAGCUGGCAUAAACAAGACGAUCGUAAGAGUUUGAGUAAGAUCAAAGAUAUGUUCGGAAAACUGGUCAAGGAAAAGGGGCCACUGGGAGCUCUGAGGAUUACUAUAGGACUUAUCAUGGCAGAGUCUUCAUGAUGGAUUAGGAACUGAAAUUAAUACUAUAUCUUUGAUACCCUACUGAUUGAUGAGCAAUAAUAUUCGGCUGAUAACUUGGAGGGCUAUGCGAAAGUCUAGAUGUAAUGUUCAUUGUCAAUUUGACAGAGAUAUUGGAAGAUUAUCUAGAAAAAUUUAUUCACUCGAGCCGAUGUCAUUCACCACUUGAAGAUUCUCGGUCGACUACCGAGCUUUUUUUUCCAGCCUACUAGAUCGAAUUUGAUGAGCAGUUGGAAGUAAAGUUCCGUUCCAAGAUGGGUGAACAUAGUUUACUCGCAGUGAGGGCUUGUACCUGGCAAUAUGUCUGAUUCCGAGUCGUUGAAUAUUUUUGAUGUCACAGCAUUCUGGUGUUAUAAGUUUUGGGUAAUGAAAAUUUGAGGUAUGCUGAACACUGUGUUUCACUGAAUCAUAAUUUCG
Botrytis byssoidea is the source of this 3381-nucleotide messenger RNA. RefSeq lists its product as uncharacterized. Bases 256 to 2946 code for a protein of 896 amino acids. Lineage: Eukaryota; Fungi; Ascomycota; Leotiomycetes; Helotiales; Sclerotiniaceae. The record is from RefSeq and is a predicted model, not a curated record. The transcript has 2 exons.